This is a messenger RNA of Hirsutella rhossiliensis, 399 nucleotides long. RefSeq lists its product as uncharacterized. The transcript is spliced from 3 exons. NCBI's taxonomy places the organism in Eukaryota, Fungi, Ascomycota, Sordariomycetes, Hypocreales, Ophiocordycipitaceae. Bases 1 to 399 code for a protein of 132 amino acids. The record is from RefSeq and is a predicted model, not a curated record.
AUGCCCGUCUUGACACUGGUCUUUGCUGUUGCUCUUUCGCCGCCGCCCGACAACCGCGAUGCUGGCCGCGACCUUGACGAGGUCCAACUUGACAGGCAAUGGACUCCGGAGCCAGAGCCCAGCGAUACCGACAACUACACGGCCUGGGGUCGCAAACAUUACGGCGACGACUGGUACGAGCAGCGCGAGGUGAUGCUCAAGGAAAGGGACUUCUACGACUGGGGAGUAAAUGUUAAUAAUGAUCGUGUCUACAUUGAGCGCCAGGAAGCUCUGAGAAACAUGGAAUCCGAAAGGGAGAAGGGGAAGCUGCCAAAGCCAAAGGGAAAGACGUAUCAGGAACUCAUGGCCUGGGCUCGAACGCACUAUGGCGAAGUUUGUGACCCAAUAUAUUGCCAGUAA